UCGAUUACCUAUACGUCACAACAUUACAUUUUGAAUUUGAACACAUAGAUAACUAUAUAUAUAUAUAUCUAUAUAUAUUUACAUGUCUAUAUACCCAUAUACCCAUAUACCUAUAUCUCUAUAUCUCUACCUCCUAGAUUUAUUCACAAUGAAGAAAGUUUUAUGAUAUACAGAUUCUUUAUGCUUGACUUACACAAACCUUUCAUUCUACGUUUCCUCGUGUAAAGCUUCUAUCAAGGUCCUAAAUUCACCCCACCAAAGCAACCUGGCACUACCGCACUACCGCAUUAGCUAGCUGCCAGUGCUACGACACAGCCUUCUAACCCUCAGCCCUUUAGCUUUCUAGCCUUCCCGCCUUCCCGCCUUCCCGAGCACACGACAAAUCUGCCUAGUCUACAAUUUAUCAAAAAGCCUACUAGGUAUACUAGGUAGCUGUGGCUAUUUAAUCCCAGAGCUUUCCUCUGGAAAACUCUUCUCCAAGAGGAAAUCUGAUUCACAUAUUUCAAACAAUCACCAUGGCCGACCCUAAUCUCAAGCAAAGGCAUAAGGCUUCAGCUAUGCCAGCACCAGUACCAGAUUUUGGAGGAGGAACUAAAGAAAAGGCCAUUGGAGACCAUCCUUCUGGUGAAGUUAGACAUGGAUUUGUCGCACAAGUUUGCCGGUUGUUAAGCUUCGCGACUUAUUUCUGGGCUGCUUGUUCUACGUAAGUUGCCCUGCUUGAGCUCCGAGAUUCUUUACUGACCCAUACAAGGAUCCAAGCUACCCAACUGAUCGGCAUACCUUUGUACUGGAUAAAUCGAGAUAUAUACUAUUCAUGGAUGGCACUCACGAAACAAUCCUUCGGCCUUGUAAUAACGACUAUGACACAAUGGUGGAGUCCAACAGUGGUCAGAAUAAGUGGUGAUGCUUCGAUAGCGGGGCAAUUGCGGAAAACUGCCGAUGGGAGAGCAGAAUGCCAUUUCCCAGAGAGAUUGAUUUUGAUCGCGAAUCAUCAGGUAUGCACAAGUUUGCAGCGAGGAAUCUUCAUGAGACUGAUGUUUUACAGCUUUAUACAGAUUGGCUCUACCUCUGGUGGGUAGCUUAUACUAAUCAGCCUCAAACACAUGGUUAUAUUUAUAUUAUUGCAAAAAGCUCUCUCAAAUGGGUUCCGAUCAUUGGUUGGGGAAUGCAGUUUUAUAAUUUUAUAUUCAUGUCGAGAAAAAUGGAAAAAGACCGACCAGUAAUGGCCCAUAGAUUCAAGCAACUUCAAGAGAAACGGCCAGGGGCUUUGGAACUCGAUCCCAUGUGGCUUCUAUUGUUCCCCGAGGGUACGAAUGCAAGCGACAACAGAAGGGAGGCGAGUGCAAGAUGGGCAGAGAAGAUAGGUGUUAAGGAUAUGGAACAUGUUCUCCUUCCAAGGAGUACUGGUUUAUUUUUUUCUUUGAACGAGUUAAAGAAAACGGUCGACUAUGUAUACGAUUGUACAAUGGCUUAUGAAGGUGUUCCGUAUGUACUACCUACCCCCUCAAAGCAACACAGUUUAUUCUAAUCAUUUCUAGGAGAGGGAAGUUUGGCCAGGAUUACUUUACUUUAACCUCAUCAUACAUCGAGGGACGGCCACCAAAAUCAGUGAACCUCUAUUGGCGUAGAUUCAAAAUCGCCGAUAUACCGUUGGAUAAUGCCGAAAAAUUUGAAGUAUGGCUGCGAGAUAGGUGGUAUGAGAAGGAUGCUUUGAUGGAGCAAUACAUGGUUACUGGUCGAUUUCCACCUAACGUGACUUCAAAAGAGGGGACUGUGGAGGAGUUUAUUGAGACCGAGGUUAAACCAAAGCAUUGGUGGGAAGUUUUCAAUAUCUUUAUUGUUUUGGCGACUGUGGGGCUAGUUGCGAAUCUAUUCACCAAGGCUUGGAAUUUGGCCUUGUACGGUAGCACUAGGAAGUGAAGUCAAGUGCGUACCAGGUAAUUAGGAAGGAAGGGAUCUUGGUCUACAUAGGAAUGAGGGUUAUUGCUAGGCAUACGAAUGUAUAUGGAUGGACAGCACAGUAUGGAUUAUUAAUGUCUUAUGAGCGAGGGGUGUUAUAGGGUAAAGGCGGGCUGGUCGGCAUUUUUCAUAUCAGACAUCUCAUCUCUCCUUUUAUGCGAAAUACCCAGAUGGAUUAGCGGUUAGGUCAUAACGCGGGCUUAGGGGAGAAAGAAUGGAUAUUCCUACCUUUAGCGAGAACAUUUUUUUUGUGAUUCGUAUAUAGGAUACGCAUGUGUAGAAGAGUUUUCCUAUACUUUAUUAUACAGUAUCAUCUCAUCGUUCUCCAUCA
Sclerotinia trifoliorum is the source of this 2290-nucleotide messenger RNA. Lineage: Eukaryota; Fungi; Ascomycota; Leotiomycetes; Helotiales; Sclerotiniaceae. The record is from the annotation of a GenBank genome assembly.